Euleptes europaea (tarantolino) is the source of this 2282-nucleotide messenger RNA. Its product is annotated as zinc finger and SCAN domain-containing protein 2-like. Bases 1 to 2274 code for a protein of 757 amino acids. The transcript is spliced from 5 exons. Gene Ontology annotation, biological process: regulation of immune system process; negative regulation of transcription by RNA polymerase II; regulation of cytokine production. Lineage: Eukaryota; Metazoa; Chordata; Lepidosauria; Squamata; Sphaerodactylidae. The record is from RefSeq and is a predicted model, not a curated record.
AUGUUUGCCUGUGAGACUUGGGGCCUCGGUGGCCAGACCUCUGUCUACAACUGGGACAAGGCCGUCUACCUCUUGGAAGAUAAAAUAGAACCUGAGCAGGGAUCAGGGGACUUGGACCUCCAUUUCAAGGUGCUGCUCGAGCAGGGGAUUGUUGAGGAACUUCUGGCAUCUGCAGCCUCAGCUGAGUCGGAACAACCUGACUCCCUAGAGCCCCAGCGAUGGGAAGUGCAUUGGGAAGAGGUAUCAGAGUCGCUACAGCCUCCACCUGCAGAGGUGGCGCCACCACCGCCACCAGACCCCACGAUUCCUGAGGCAGAACCAAUUGAAGUAGAAUCUGAGGCCUUCUCUACCACACUGGAACCCGUGAGGAACACCUCCCAGUGGAGGGAGACCUUCAUUGAAGAGCGCCAACGAGAAAUCCACCUCAGCCCUGCCGGCCCGGACAGAGGGAAUGGUGGGAGGGCACGGUCAUCGGUGUCAGGAGCAGGUGGCUUUGUCCUGGAGACGGCUCGCCGACGGUUCCGGCAGUUCUGCUACAAGGAAACCGAGGGCCCCCGAAAAGCUUGCGGGCAGCUGUGGGAGCUUUGCAACCAUUGGCUGAAGCCCAAGAACCGCACCAAGGAGCAGAUUCUGGACGUGUUGAUCCUGGAGCAGUUCCUAGCCGUUCUCCCUCCUUCGAUUCGGAGCCAGGUGUGGGAAUGCAGCCCGGAGACUUGCGCGCGAGCAGUUGCCCUGGCCGAGGAGUUCUUGGCAAAGCCGCCAGAAGCGGAGAGAUCAGAAGAGCAGGAUUCAGACCUCUUCGAGGAAGUGGUGGUGAAUUUUCCUGAAGAGGACCAGCCCCUCUCGGAUGCCGAGCAGGGAGAGACCUGCCUGGAGGCGGAGCAGAGGGACGACAUAGACAUUUGCUUGCUGGGUUCUUCUGACACCGAGGCAACGUGGGAUUCUUCAGCAGAUGAAGGAGGCUCAGGUGCCAGGACCCCCAGCCGAGCAGACCCCCGGUUUGAAUUUGGAGAACGGCUCAAUGGAACAAUGCAGCACUUAGUCCCUAAGAGGAUCCGCGUGAGAGAGAAACGCCACCCCUGUAUCGAAUGCGGAAAACGGUUCCGGUGCCAGUCAGAGCUUGCACUACACCAAAAAGUCCACACUAGGCCGAAAUCCUAUCACUGUGAUGAGUGCGGGAAGCAGUUUGGCCGAUCUUCUCACCUCACUCGGCACCAGAAAACUCACAUGGGUGAAGAAUGCCACCUUUGUACUGAAUGUGGCAAGAGGUUCCGGUGGCCGACGGAACUGGCGAUCCACCAGCUGAUCCACACGGGCGAGCAGCCACAUUAUGCCUUGGAUCCUGAGACGUUGUUCCAGUGGCCGUCAGAACUCUCGGGCCACCAGAGUAUGUUCAUGGGCGAGAAAACCCCUCCCGCUGUCGAGGUUGUAAAAACCCACACGGUCAAGAAGCCCCACCUCUGCCCGGAGUGUGGGAAAGGAUUCCGAUGGCCAUCUGAGCUCGCCGCGCACCAGAAAACCCAUAACAAAAACAAACACUACCUCUGUGCGGAGUGUGGGAAAGGAUUCCAGUGGCCGUCAGAGCUGGCUGCGCACCAGAGAACCCACACCGGAGACAACUUUCCUCUCGUUGCAGAUUGCAGGAAUAGCAACGGUCAGCCGCCACAUCUCACUGCGUACCUGGGAGCCAACUCCGCCGAGAAACGCCACGUUUGUGGCGAGUGUGGCAAAGCCUUCCGGUGGCCGUCGGAGCUCGCCACACACCAGAGAAUCCACACGGGUGAAAAGCGUUAUUUCUGCACAGAGUGCGGGAAAGGCUUCAUAUGGCCCUCGGAGCUUGCCGCACACCAGCGAACCCACACUGAAAAGCAAUCGUAUCACUGCAUGGAAUGCGGGAAAAUAUUCCACGACCUCUACGCGCUUACGAGGCAUCAGAAAACCCACUUGGGAAGCAAGGUGUAUCCCUGUGCUGAGUGCGGGAAAACGUUUAGCCGGCAGUCUCACCUGACUCGGCACCGGAUAACCCACACCGGGGAGAGACCGUAUCCUUGUAUCGAGUGUGGGAAAAGGUUUGGCCGUCAGUCUCAUCUAACUCGGCACCUGAGAAUCCACACCGGAGAGAGGCCGUAUCAGUGCGGGGAGUGCGGGGUACGGUUCAGGCGGAGGCACAGUAUGAUCUACCACCAGAAGAUCCAUUUGAGAGAGUCCUCCAUCGGACCAGACUUGCCAGACCUUCCUGACCAUCUCCAGAGCCCCAUCCAUGUAACCAUCUGAAACUUGAC